AGAGAUUACUGACAUAAUUCGAGAGUUGCUAGUCAAAACGAUUGAGUGCUGUCCUACAGACCUACCCGUUCUUCUCUAUCUGCUGUGUGGUAAAAUUGGUCCAGCUUAUGAGGCUACCGAAUUGGGGAUUGGAGAGAAAAACAUUGUGGACGCGCUGGUCAAAAGUCUGGGCUGCUCCGCCAGCUCUUUGAAUCAGAAGGGUGAGGGUGCAGAUGGAGAUCUGGGCACAGCCGCCCAAAGGGCGAAGGCGAGCCAGCGGACACUCAAUUUCGGAGCGAAUCCCCCUCCCCUGACUUGCCAGCAUGUUCUGCAAAGCUUCCGGGAUAUCGCCAUGUGUUCUGGUGGAAGGUCGAUGAACCAGAAAAUUUCAAUAAUACGUAAGCUGCUCAUGCGUUGCGGAAAGGAGGGAGAUGAGGUCAAGUUUUUAGUUAGGGGCCUACAAACAAAGCUUCGUUGCCGCCUAGCCGAACCGACAGUGCUUACUGCACUUGCACAGUCUUUUGUUGAAUCUCCAAGAGAAG
This is a messenger RNA of Nannochloropsis gaditana CCMP526, 521 nucleotides long. Its product is annotated as dna ligase. The annotation marks the transcript as partial. The transcript has a single exon. The record is from RefSeq and is a predicted model, not a curated record. Gene Ontology annotation, biological process: DNA repair; DNA recombination; lagging strand elongation. Gene Ontology annotation, molecular function: DNA binding; DNA ligase (ATP) activity.